Microthlaspi erraticum is the source of this 927-nucleotide messenger RNA. Lineage: Eukaryota; Viridiplantae; Streptophyta; Magnoliopsida; Brassicales; Brassicaceae. The record is from the annotation of a GenBank genome assembly.
AUGAAGCAAAACCAAGUCUUCGCCGCGAGAUUAUCUCCGAUAAUCAUGAAGAUCGUGAAAAAAAAGCUUCCUUUGAAGAAGAAGAUAAUGAAGAAGAAGAAGAAGAGUAUUAGUAUCUCUGAUUCGUCGUCUUGGGUCAAAUCGCGGUUGCUCGGAAGAGGAGCUUACGGUUCGGUUUAUCUGGCCAAGAGCAAAACCGACCAAACAGAGCGAGCCCUCAAAUCGGCAGAGUUUUCACGCGCUACAAGCCUCAUGGAGGAAGCGAAGAUCUUAAUCAGUUUGAAUUCUUCAUACGUCGUCCGUUGCUACGACGCCGAGAUCGUGAGGGAAGAGAACGAUAUGCAGUACAAUUUGGUUCUCGAGUAUUGCUCAGGGAAAACGAUCGCCGACUUGAUCGAGGACAAUCACGGGGAGUUGCUUGAGUCUGAAGUUAAGCAGUUGGCUAGAGAUAUCGUGUUAGGUCUCAGAUACAUACAUGCCCGUGACGUAAUUCACUGCGAUAUCAAGCCGGACAACCUCUUGCUCUGCCCUGUCGAUGACGGCUACGUGGCAAAGAUAGGUGAUUUCGGUUUAGCGAUGGAGAAAGGGUCGAUGGAGUACGGUGACGGGUACGGCCACAAGAGAGGCACGACAAGAUACAUGUCGCCUGAGAUGAUGAGCCAUGGGAUGGUUGAUUAUAAAGCGGACGUGUGGGCGUUUGGAUGUUCUGUUCUGGAGAUGUUGAGCGGAGAAUCAGUUUGGGGAGAACAUGGCGAUCUCUGCUCUGAUGAUUGGGCCAAUCUCAUUGGUCACAGCGAUCUCAUGCCUCGUCAACCAGUUUGGUUGUCUACUCAAGCUAAAGACUUUUUGAGCAAGUGCUUGGAGAGAGACGUUCACAAGAGGUGGUCCAGUUAUAACCUCUCCAACCAUCCCUUUGUUGCGCUUUGA